Messenger RNA from Thrips palmi, 3748 nucleotides. RefSeq names its product longitudinals lacking protein, isoforms H/M/V-like. The transcript is spliced from 6 exons. The coding region runs from base 338 to 1588 and encodes 416 amino acids. Gene Ontology annotation, biological process: regulation of transcription by RNA polymerase II. Gene Ontology annotation, molecular function: protein binding. The record is from RefSeq and is a predicted model, not a curated record. Gene Ontology annotation, cellular component: nucleus. Lineage: Eukaryota; Metazoa; Arthropoda; Insecta; Thysanoptera; Thripidae.
CGGCUCGGCUCGCGCUUGGACCCGGAGAUGAAUGCCCUUUCAGAUUUCCGACGCGAUUUGGUGAUUUGUGGCCGCAGCCCACAAUGAACUUGGCUGCCACAUUCAGCCGCUCCCAUUCACUUGCAUAAGCAUACUUCGCGUCGACAAAUCGUGCGCUCGGCGGGGUUGAGUGUUACCCGUAUAUGUAGGGUUAAUAUACAGUGGUCUGUUCGUUUCCUCUGCGGUGUCUAGAAACGCGUAACCCUUUCCCCUCCACAAGCUUCAAAGUAUUUUGCCGUUGUAUUGUUGAAUUGUUGCUUGCACAACAUUUUGAUCCUUUCUGGGAAAAAAGUAGAUAAUGGCAACAGCUGAGCAGUUUUCUCUAAGAUGGAACAAUUUCCAGAGCAAUAUGACCUCAGGGUUUCAUGCCCUGUGGGAAGGAGAAGACUUAGUCGAUGUCACUCUAGCUGCUGAUGGGCGAUUUCUACAAGCACACAAAGUUGUUUUGUCUGUUUGUAGUCCAUAUUUCAAGACUCUGUUCAAGGUAAAUCCUUGCAAGCAUCCAAUUGUUAUUCUUAAAGAUGUUGCGUACAAAGAUUUGGAGGCUUUGCUCCAAUUCAUGUACCGAGGUGAAGUCAAUGUGUGCCAAGAAGAGUUGGGUGGUUUUCUUAAGACUGCAGAAAUGUUGGAAGUGAAAGGGUUAACUGGGGAUGAUAGUCAACGGAGUUCUUCCCCAAGCAACCAAAUGCAGCAGCCUCAAGCAUUACCAUCUAAGCCAUCUAAAGAUAGAACACACCUCUCUGGUAAACUUGUAUCAGCAUCAAUGGUUUUGUCUGAUGAUUCAAGGAGUAUCCAUUCAUCACAGUUCAAGAGGAAAAGAGUUUCUGGACCUGUAAGCCCUGCUACAGCAAACUCAGUCAAUGAAGAAAACAGCAACACAAGGGGACAUUCAGAAUAUCCUGAACUGGCUCAUCCUAAAGUUGAACCCAGAGAUAUGGACACUGAUGAUGGUGGUGACAGUUACAGUGCAGAGAAAGAUGCCAGCGACUCCUUGGUGACUCUGCUAGCAGGAGAAAGUAGCCAUGGAGGAAUUCAUUCAGAAGGCAUGGAUCCUGCGGUGUUCAGUUCUAUGUCAGCGCACGGACAAGGUGAUUCAACAGGGACUCAGGAUGCCAGUCAAGGGAAUCACUUUGAAGAGGAGGAUGAGGAUGGAAAGCCCAGCAGUUUGCCUUCCAAGGCUGAGAAUCCAGAGCUGGGAUACAGUCUGCAAGUGCUGAGACACAGUCUUAGCAUUCACAACAGCAGCAGAGGUGUGAGCAUUCUCAAGAAAAAUAUCAUCAAUCAACUCUGGCGGCCCAAUGCUUCCCGUGUUACUUCUGAGUACCGCUGCACGCUGUGUCAGAAGACAUUCACUCGCAGAGAUCACCUGCGCACUCAUGAGAGGAACUUGCAUGGGCAAGAUGCAGGGCCAUUCACUUGCUGCAUUUGUAUGCAGUUAUACAAGAAUGCUGAUAGCUUGCGAAAGCAUGUAACCAAGUAUCACUUCUCUCGUGAAGUUGCGACAUCAACAUCAACUGCUACCACGGCCACCACAGAUGUCCCAUCCUGAUAGAUUUUACUACGGAUAAAGUUUUAUUUAUUACCCUGUAGCAUCAUUCUGUCACUUUUAAACAGGGCCAGAUUUUUAUUAGACAUAUAGUAGACAAACCAAAUUAUCUGACCAAAGUUAGUCUGAAAUUGUACAAUCAAAGGCAGCAUCAACUAGUCAUGAUAAGCCAAGCGAUCCAACCGUUUGUUUGUUUGUUGUGUUUUGCUCAGGAUUAUUGAGCAGUUUUUAGUCAGUAACGUUUGAUUUCUUCAGUGCCAUAAAACUGCCAAGAAAAUUAUUGGGCAAAGAAAAUUUAAUUUGCAUCCUUAAACUUAAAUUAUUUUCAUAUAAUAAUAUACAGUUUUAGGGUAUAAAUACAAAAUUGAACUUCAUGUUAACUAUGAUUCUAAAAAUGGCACCAUCUCUGCUUUUUUUCUAUUAGUUUUCGGUGACUGUCCAUUUUUUAAUUGAUUGAUCAGUAUAAUUGGACUUGUCUGAAUGAGAUUUUAGAGAUGUACUAUUCAGCUACCCUCUGCUACAAAGGAGACACCAGUAUUAGCUGUUUAGGCGCAGUUAUUGAAGUGGUAUUGGUAUUGUUUCAUAGGUUAGUCAAUCUGAACCUCAUUCUCGUACUCGUUUCACAGCAUUAUUCGAGUAUCAUUUAGUGCCUUUGACAAGUGCCUUCAUACUUGAGCCAAACUUGAACUUAUAUAAAAGUAGAGUGAACUUAUAUAUAAAUAUAUGUAUUUUAUUUGUCUUUGGAAAGCUUAGACAUCAUACACAUAACAUAAAUGUAGUUACAUUAAAUCUUAUACCAUAAAAUAGUGCCAAGGUAUUACAGUUUAUGAACCUGUAGUCAUACUUCAUUCUAGCAAUUGUCUGAGUAGUUUUAUAAUAAUGAAUGUUCAACAUGUUUGCAAUGUUACUGUACUAUGUAUCCCAAAGCUUCUAGUUGUAAGACCAUUUUAUUUCAUUCGUUGAUGCAAAUGACAGUUAACACCACUUAGCCACAGAUAGAUACACCCUGCCAACUGCAGUUCCUUUAAAUUUUCAAUAUACUGUUCUUCAUUUAUUCUUCUUUAACCAUGUGUUAUUUUAGAAGUUCUUUUGGACUCUUGUGCUAUUUCAGUUUAAGGUUCUACCGAAACAAUUAGAAAUCUCGACUCAACAAUUGACUUUUGGUACAUUUUAGCCACUUCAAGUCUCAUUUAGUUAUUCAUCUGUUUAGUGGGGCUGUUUGGCAGUGAUAUGUGUUGGGUCUAUGUGGAGUUGUUUUGACCAUUGGUUUUAUUUGAUUGCAAUGAAGCCUCCCAUCUAGUCCAUUGAUGGCCUCCUAAGUAGUAAUCACAUCACUAAGCUAUUACGUGAUAGCUUUUCAGAGAAAAGGCAUUUUUUUUCUCUCUUCUAGCGCCUUUUUAUCAUAACAGACUGAUAAGGCAAUUAAUGCAUAAUGGUACAAUAAUAUUGAAAUAACUUGAGUGUACCUCAUUUAUUUGAACUUUUAUUCUAGAUUUAAGUGGUUCUAAAAUGUUGUUUGCUUCCUCUCCCUUUUUUUCUGCAUAUUUUUGACUUACAUUUAUUUCUGAAAUUUGCACCUAUCCUUUCUUUCUUCAGUUUAUUGUAAGUGUUUAAAUGAGGUUCCAUUGAGUUCUCAAAUAAUGUGUGCAAUUAUCCAGUUAAAGUUUUCUUGAUUUAUGACCCCUCUUUACUUUGUUUUGAUGUUUUUGACUUUCAACCACCAAAGUAUUUGUUUUAAUUCUUGAUCCCUAAGUAAUUCAAAGAUUAUGAACUAGUCAGUUAUCUUUGUUGGAACCAAAUAUAAGCAAUGCUUUUCCAAAUAUAUCUUACUGGACUCGAAAUGGUCUCAAUUUUGUUCUUUCUUUUGAAACGUCAUAUUAGCUUUAAGCCCAAGCACAAUUGAGUAUUCAGAUGUGCAUGUGGAAUGAUGUGAAUUGUGUUUUUGUAUUUCUUGUAGCUGGGGUGUUCAAUUCAAGCUCUGAACAUCAAUGUUUUCUUGUGCCAUAUAUAUUGGCAUUGUUGUUCAACUUGUUAUGGUAUUCCCAGAUCUUUAUUAACCUGUUGUGUGUCUUGUAGAUUUCAUUUUAUCUUUGUUUUGGCCUCUUCAAUGUAUCCCUAAAAAGUUAAGUUGAAUAAAAGAGUCUUUACUGCACUCAGUACUCA